AUGCAGAAGAUAAAGGAAGUGAACCUAAAAGUCUCUUACACCUCCCUUCUAGAUUUUCAGGUGACGGUGUUGGUGAUCUACAUCAUCAUCCUUCUGGCUGUCUAUUUGGCACCACUCGCAUUCAGCUGCCCCUGCAUUAUGGACCGGCACACACUCCGACCCCGGCCAGACAUCAUUGGUCGACGGGGAGCUCCUAUGCUGGCCCCAGAAAACACCAUCGUGUCCUUUAACCGAGCUCUGCAGAAUGGAGCCAGCUCCCUGGAGGCAGACGUCACUAUCAGUGUAGACGGUGUUCCUUUCCUGAUGCGGGACCGCACGUUGAGACGAACCACAGACGUUGGGAAGGUGUUCCCAGCCCGGCAGUUUGAGGAUGCUUCUCUCUUCAACUGGACAGAGAUUCACUCUCUAAACGCAGGCCAGUGGUUUCUGAAGAGCGACCCCUAUUGGACCGUAGAGACCCUGACUGCCAGGGACCGCCUCAGGAUAGGCAACCAGACGGUCUGCAGUCUGGUGGACAUGCUGCGUCUGGCAGCCAGGGCCAACGGCUCCGCUCUGCUCGACAUCCGCCGGCCUCCACCGGAGCAUCCGCGCCACCGCAGCUGGUUCAUGGACACGCUGUGGGCCGUGCAGAAAGCUGGGAUUUCCCCCAAGAGGGUGACGUGGACCCCCGACACGGACAGGGGGAGGGUGCGAGGGCUGCCGCAGAGCGCCAAUGAGAAGCUGUCACUGGAAGAGAUACGGCAGAGGGGGAUAACAAGCCUCACCCUGCACUACAGCAAGGCCAGCCACACAGACAUACAGGAGUAUCUGGCCCAUAAUGUGAGUGUGACUGUGUCCGCAGUCAACGCGCCCUGGCUCUACUCCGUCCUCUGGUGCAGCGGGGUGUCUUCUGUGUCCUCUGAUGCCCCACAAGUCCUCCGAAAGGUGCCUUACCCCAUCUGGCUCAUGAGUCGGAGCGCUUACCGCUUCAUCUGGCUCACGUCAGAUCUGGUGUCCAUCGCCUUAGUCAUAGGGAUUUUCUGUUUUCAGAACUAUCAUAUGAUCAGGUGGAAGAUGAGCGGGAUGCAGAACUAUAACCCGGAACAGAUCGUGCUCAACGCUGUGGCCAAUCGGACUAAUCGGGACCUCAACGUCAUGAAGGAGAAGCUCAUAUUCUCAG
Notothenia coriiceps (black rockcod) is the source of this 1159-nucleotide messenger RNA. Its product is annotated as glycerophosphodiester phosphodiesterase domain-containing protein 5-like. Gene Ontology annotation, molecular function: glycerophosphodiester phosphodiesterase activity. Gene Ontology annotation, biological process: lipid metabolic process; positive regulation of neuron differentiation. NCBI's taxonomy places the organism in Eukaryota, Metazoa, Chordata, Actinopteri, Perciformes, Nototheniidae. The record is from RefSeq and is a predicted model, not a curated record. The transcript has 9 exons. Gene Ontology annotation, cellular component: plasma membrane. The annotation marks the transcript as partial.